GUGGGAGGGAGAGAGAGAUCCAUUGGUCGCCUCCGGCAUGCGCCCUGACUGGGCUGGGGCCCCGGGCGGGAAACAAGCUUGCAGCCCAGGUGCGUGCCCCGGCCCGGGAGUCGAACUCGCAGCCCUCUGGUGUGCAGGCUGGUGCUCUGUCGCUGAGCCACACCAGCCAGGGCUUACGUUUACUGUUUUUAGCGAAGAUUCACGAACACCUGUCUACAGUGCAACAGGUUCUUUGUAAGGUAUUAUGGGAGGUGCACACUAUAAAACAUGAUCCUUAAGCUGUAUUCACAAGUAACUCAGACGGUAAAUUUCAAAAUACACAAGUUCUUGGUUUUUCCUUUAUGCAGUGCUGUUCGGAAACUUCAAAGCUUCUUACACAUUUUCCUUGUGGGUUGGCAGGACCUGUAAAAUGCAGGCCCCGAGCUCCAGGGCUGUGCACCUGAGCGAAUGGCAGAGGAACUACUUUGCAGUUACGUCUGGCACGUGCACGGCCGAGCAGAAGGCAGAGGCCUACCGGGCACAGGUGCUGCGCGUUCAGUAUGCGUGGGCCAACUCCGAGAUCUCCCAGGUCUGUGCUUCCAAACUGUUCAAGAAAUAUGCAGAGAAAUACUCGGCAAUCAUUGAUUCUGACAACGUGGAAACGGGCUUGAAUAACUAUGCGGAAAGCGUUUUAACGUUAGCAAGAGCGCAGCAGACGGACAGUGACAAGUGGCAGUCGGGUCUGUCGCUGAGUAAUGUCUUCCAGAUGCGCAGUGUGCAGGAGAUGAUGCGGGCUGGCGAGAAGCUCCGAGGCUCCCUGCUGGUCCCUGCCGAUGCUUCCGUCGUGAUCCAUGGGGGGGCCGUGGUCCCCGAUCCUCCGAAGUCUAGCCUUUGUGGUGGUUCUCGGGAGAGCGACCCACUGACUAAGCCAGCUCACCGUACAGGCUGGGCCCCGGACGUCCCAGAGAGCGGUCCCUCGGGCUCUCUGAGUGCCCAGCCCCCUGUGGCGACUAACACCCCCAAGACGUGUCCCAUGUUCUCAGCACCCUUUGGUGACUUAGCCACCCCGUUAUUUGGAAAUGUCAGGAAGGAAAAUAGCAGCGCUCCGAAAGCCAGCCCGGGACCGAGUCUGUUCUUACCCCGUCAGCCUCGCUCUCCUGCCGGCGGCGAAGGCCCCUGGGACAGGAGCGCUUUCUACAGCUCAGGCCCCGCCGAAGCCCUUUCUGCCCCGACCCUGAGUGAGGCUCUUAGGAAAAUGGAGGGGAAUGGCCACCGGGAGGAAGGCGGCCUGCCAACCUUUAAAACCGCAAAGGAGCAGCUAUGGGUGGAGCAGCAGAAAAAGCACCACCCGCCUGCCCGGGCGGCAGCGCCUUCCUAUGGCGGCGGCGUCAAGAAGUCCCUGGGCGCCAGUCGAUCCCGAGGAAUUUUUGGGAAGUUUGUCCCUCCUGUACCUAAGCCAGAUGGGGAUGCACGUGGGGGGGUGCAGUACAAGCCUGACAGUGCCGGGCCCUCAGAGCCAGCGCCCCCCGUGGAUGAGCGUUUGAAGAGCUUGGAGCCCAAGAUGAUCGAACUGAUUAUGAGUGAGAUUAUGGACCAUGGGCCCCCGGUGACCUGGGACGACAUCGCGGGGGUGGAGUUCGCCAAGGCCACCAUAAAGGAGAUCGUCGUGUGGCCCAUGCUGCGGCCCGACAUCUUCACGGGCUUGCGGGGCCCGCCCAAGGGGAUUCUGCUCUUCGGGCCUCCUGGGACUGGGAAAACCCUGAUUGGCAAGUGCAUCGCCAGUCAGUCUGGGGCCACCUUCUUCAGUAUCUCGGCCUCCUCCUUGACCUCCAAGUGGGUGGGCGAGGGGGAGAAGAUGGUCCGCGCGUUGUUCGCGGUUGCGCGGUGCCAGCAGCCCGCUGUGAUAUUCAUUGAUGAAAUCGACUCCCUGUUAUCCCAGCGGGCAGAUGGGGAGCACGAGUCUUCUAGGAGGAUCAAGACCGAGUUCCUGGUUCAGCUGGACGGAGCCACCACGUCUUCUGAAGAUCGCAUUCUAGUCGUGGGAGCAACCAAUCGGCCUCAGGAAAUCGACGAGGCUGCCCGGAGGAGGUUGGUGAAAAGGCUCUACAUCCCCCUCCCGGAGGCCUCAGCCCGGAAGCAGAUAGUGACGCGCCUGAUGUCCAGGGAGCAGUGCAGCCUCCGCGAGGAGGAGAUCGAGCUGGUGGUGCAGCGGUCGGCAGGCUUCUCGGGCGCUGACAUGACGCAGCUGUGCCGAGAGGCGUCCCUCGGCCCCAUUCGCAGCUUACAGGCCACCGACAUCGCCACCAUAACGGCGGACCAGGUCCCACCCAUAGCUUACGUGGACUUCGACAAUGCGUUCAGAACUGUGCGGCCCAGCGUGUCUCCCACAGACCUAGAGCUUUAUGAAAACUGGAACAGAACCUUCGGUUGUGGGAAGUAAGCAGGACCCUUACAGUUAAAGGGGUGUCUGUGUGGCACAGCCUUUCCCGGCCUAGAGCUCAGGAACCUGGGGCUUCAUCCGUGGUCCUGGGAGUGUGUGUCCUGAAUCCCGAACCGCAGAUGAAGCAAUUGCAAUUGACAGCCUGUGUGGCUAGUAGCUUGAUUUUCUUCCAGUUGUUCCCUGAUGUGUACACCUAGUCAUACCCAACGCGAGGGAUCUUGUCUUGUUUCUAAAGUCCUUCUUUAUAAGCUGUGCAAUGGGAUGAAUAGUGAGCCCAGAUUGAAGCUCUGAGUCCUACUUGUGAACAAGGCUGUGUGAUUUACACGGAUCUUUUGUUGCUAGUCUGUGGUUUACGUUCGAGACAGAGCAUGGCUCACUGUUGUUUAAGAUGUAAGAUCUCACCAAACACUGGAGGGACAGUGCCAGUGUUUACUUCAGUUUGUGAGCUCUUACUGUUUUCUUCUCUUCGCAGGACCAGCUAAUGAAACAUUCAGGAAGAGCAGAGUGUGGUCUGAGAGCAGGUGUGCCACAGGACUGAAGGGGAAUGGUUUCCUAGGGGGCAGGUGUUGUCUAACAAUACAUACUUGACACUAGGUGGCAGCCUGGAGAAUUGGUAUCUUUCAAAAAAUAAGCGUUUGCAGCUUUCUGUGAUGGCGCAUUCUGCUGUAUAAAUAAUGCGUGUUCGUUGUGGAAGCGCCACCCAGUGGAGGUGAGCAGAGGAAGGAAAGAGUGGCUGCUGCCGCCCCUUUGGGGAAGCACCGUGAACAGCUGGGAGCAGUUCCUCCCGGUGUUUGUGCAGCUUUCUCUUCUGUAGCCUCAUUUUUCACCGUUUCCCAUGUUAGCGUCAUCGGCAGCAUCUUCCCUGACACGGCCCCUCGGACUGUCGUGGGGAUGGCCUCACGGAGUCCGUCUUGGGAGUGUAGUUAGGGCAGGACGUUGGGCUGUGUAACCUUUGUUUACUGUAAACGAAAAUAUGUUGACUGCCUAGUCAUUGAUCUUUCGCUAUCUUUCCUACCAGUCAUUCACCUUUCAACAUGGAGCCAAAAGCAUCAAAAUGUGAAAUUAAACACUAGAAAUUA
Myotis brandtii (Brandt's bat) is the source of this 3498-nucleotide messenger RNA. RefSeq names its product fidgetin-like 1 (gene FIGNL1). Gene Ontology annotation, molecular function: ATP binding; ATP hydrolysis activity; microtubule severing ATPase activity. NCBI's taxonomy places the organism in Eukaryota, Metazoa, Chordata, Mammalia, Chiroptera, Vespertilionidae. The record is from RefSeq and is a predicted model, not a curated record. The transcript is spliced from 2 exons. Bases 410 to 2419 code for a protein of 669 amino acids.